UAAUUGGCGGAACGCUCUCCGAACCCAUAUCAUCUCAUUCAUGGCCGCACACAGUGACAGCUUCCCAGAAACGACACCGCGCCCACUUCUCCUCUCCCAUGUGACCCGCUCUCGGAAACAACGCACCCUCACCCACCAUCCAAAUCCACCGUCCAGCCACCACCACCACCACCACGCCAUCGCCACUCGCCAUCUCUAAACCUUGACCGCCCUCGCUGAUACUCUCUCUCUCUCUCGUGCCUUUUCUCCUCCCAAAAAGCUGCCAAAGAGCCGCAUGUUCUCCUCUCACGGGCGAGCUCGGAGUCCUCAAAAUGCGAUCUUGCUGGCAAAGCUUCCAACUUGAUGUAGGAUUCUCAGUUUCCUGAUUCCAAAAUGCCAUCUCGAUGGUAAAGUUCUAAUCUCGCUCAGUUUCACCGGGCGAUGCUUGCGGAGAGAUGAAACCAUUGGGAUGUUUGGGGAUUGGCCUGAGCAUCGUCUCGGGUUGCCUUUUGUUGGCCCUUGUUGCGGAGUUGUACUAUUUCUUCUGGUGGAAGAAGAGAAGAAGUAACGUAGACAUCGAGCGGAGCUUCUCCAUCCCUGGGAAGGAGCUCCCCUACCUCUUCUGCUGGAAGAAGCCUAGUUUUCUAAUCCCCGCAGCUCUCAAUUCUGACGGAAUCUGCACUGGAGCAGACCAUUCCGACGACGGCCAUGGCCAGCCGAAGCCAUUAGAAGACGACGCAGAGCUGAUGUGCCUUGCAGGUUACCAGAGGUCUCUCUUCACCAUCGAAGAGGAGACGCAGGAUGACUUGGAGUCUUGUGGGAGCAAGAAAGGUCCCAUCAGGAAGAGCUUGAGGGACUUGCUUCAGUCUAAUGAAACUCCCACUGCGACUCCUCUUUCCUCCCCUGCUCUGACUCCAAUGGCUUGUCAAAAGAAAACCAUGCUCCACUCGCAGCCUGAAGCUUCUUCAUCUCCACCGCCAACCUUCAAGUUCCUCAGGGACGCGGAGGAGAAGCUGUACAGGAAAACUCUGGUGGAAGAAGCACUGAAGGUCCAAAUAAGCUGCAGGCAGAUGGAGAACAGAGACAGAGGGCAACAGAGUUCACAGGUGAAGAUGAACAUAAAUUAAGCUUUUUUUCCUUUUCAUGUCUCUUGCAGUUCGAUUGUUCGGGUCUUCUCCGCUUCAGGUGGCGAAUCUGGUACGUGCAAUUGCUGAAAAAACACAAUUCUUUUUCGUUUUCUGUAAUGCUUUUCGAUCAGAUAGAUCUGGUCUAACAUUGUACAAAGCACUGGAAAAGAUGCAUAUUUGAUGCUUCUUUUCAGCACAAUUAAGGCCAGUUUAAUCAAUGCAACUUCAUCUCAUUUGCGUU
Zingiber officinale is the source of this 1347-nucleotide messenger RNA. RefSeq lists its product as uncharacterized. The record is from RefSeq and is a predicted model, not a curated record. Bases 435 to 1106 code for a protein of 223 amino acids. The transcript has a single exon. Lineage: Eukaryota; Viridiplantae; Streptophyta; Magnoliopsida; Zingiberales; Zingiberaceae.